Messenger RNA from Pelmatolapia mariae (spotted tilapia), 3255 nucleotides. It is a transcript of the gene gucy2cb, whose product is annotated as guanylate cyclase 2Cb. The record is from RefSeq and is a predicted model, not a curated record. Lineage: Eukaryota; Metazoa; Chordata; Actinopteri; Cichliformes; Cichlidae. The transcript has 27 exons. Gene Ontology annotation, cellular component: plasma membrane. Bases 1 to 3228 code for a protein of 1075 amino acids. Gene Ontology annotation, molecular function: protein kinase activity; ATP binding; guanylate cyclase activity. Gene Ontology annotation, biological process: receptor guanylyl cyclase signaling pathway; cGMP biosynthetic process; protein phosphorylation.
AUGGGCUCGGGAAGCUGGUUACUGUGUUUGUUCAUCUUUGGAAUUCUUGUGGCAUCGUGUCCUGGUGUUGGACAAUGUGGGAGUGGGAUUACAAUCAACGUUAUACUGUUGGAUGAUGAGGACUCUCCCUGGAGCCUCCAGUAUGUGGAAGGACAAAUACUGAAGGCCAUAGAGAAAGAUUCAGCCAUUAAUGCUGCCCAGGCUGUGACUUUUAACCUAACUGCAAAUUUCAGUGGGUUUGACACAACCUUAUACUGGCACCGAGGCUGCCGGAGCAGUUCAUGUGAAGCAGUUGCAGAGCUAAACAGCCUGACGGAAUCAGGAAAUCUGGGAUGUGCUGUGCUUGGACCCACGUGCACCUAUGUUACUUUCCCAAUAGUGGAUAAGGAAGCCGGCAUGAGUCUCAGUAGACCCAUUUUGUCAGCAGGAAGCUUUGGUCGCUCGUGCGACUACACCUUUAACUUGCAGCGACUCCUGCCACCUGCACGCAAGAUCGCUGACUUUGUUACCCACUUCUGGAAAGAAAACAAUGAGCUCAAACCUUCAUGGAAGGCAGCGUAUAUUUAUAAAAGAACGAACCCCACAGAGGAAUGCUUUUGGUAUGUAAGUGCAAUUGAAGCGACGGUGGAACCGCUUGCCUUAAAUAUUUCAAUAAUGCCUCUACGCAGUCCCGCAGAACUGCACAGCGCGCUUACAUCACCCAACAGGACAUGCAACUUGUUCAUCAUGUGUGGCUCACCAGUGGACCUAGUGGAAAUUAAAAAUGGCUCUAAGGCUGCAGACAGCAGUGAUAUCGUCUUCAUCCUCAUUGAUCUUUACAGUGAUGUAUACUACACCAACACAUCGUCGCUGCCAGAAAUGAAGAACGUGUUGGUGCUUACCAUGCCGAACACCCGAAGCUACAGAAUCAACCCAAACCUUAAAGACAACAACACGAUGAACGACUACAUGGCUGCAUACCAUGACGCAGUGCUCUUUAUUGGCCAAGUGAUGAGAACAAUUUCUAAACAAAAUAAGUCUCAGCUUCACAGGACGGAAUAUGUGAAUGUAAAUUACUUCAGAAACACCAAAUUUACUGGGAUUGCUGGGAAUUAUACGCUGGACGAGUACGGGGACAGAGACGUGGCUUACUCAAUCAUCUACACCACUACUGACAGCAAGUACGAUAUUUUAUUCACAUUUGACACGGAGCGCAACAAAACCACAGUGGUGGAGGAGGCUCCUAAAUUCAUCUGGGGGAAAAGACUUCCCAAUAACACGCCAGACAGCGGCCCUGCAAUUCACAACAUCAUUGUGAUUGUGUUGGCUGUUACUGUGGUCGUAGUGGCCACGAUCGCCUUUAUUUUCUACAGACAGAACAGAAGAGAUCGACUGCUCAGGAAGCGCUGGUCCCACAUUAACUCUGAUCUCAUCACGCUGAUGGAAAAUGAUGACAUCAACGUCAUCUCCCUUAAUAUUGAGAGUAAGAAGAAAAAGAAGUUCAAGAUCCGCUGCGUGCUCUACGAUAAGAAGAUUGUGAUCUUGAAGGAGCUGAAGAACUCGGAUGGGAACUUUGAUAAAACCCAGAAAAGGGAGCUCAAUGCGCUACUGCACAUCGACUACUACAACCUCACAAAGUUUUACGGCACAGUCAAGUUAGAUCAUGGUGUCUUUGGCGUGUUUGAGUAUGGCGAGCGAGGCUCGCUCAGGUAUGUGCUGAAUGACAAGAUUUCAUACCCAGAGGAGACCUUCAUGGACUGGGAGUUCAAGAUCUCUGUCAUGUACGACAUCGCCAAGGGCAUGUCUUACCUCCAUGCCAGUGACAUUCAGGUUCACGGUCGCCUCAAAUCCACCAACUGUGUGGUGGACAACCGCAUGGUGGUGAAGAUCACAGACUUUGGCUGCAAUGCUUUUCUUAGCCCCUUCCAAGACUUGUGGACAGCUCCGGAGCAUCUGAGGAACCAGGGCACGUCUCAGAAAGGAGACGUCUACAGUUUUGCCAUCAUUGCGCAAGAGAUUGUUCUCAGGAAGAACACCUUCUACACGGAAUCCUGCUCUGACCGAUCAGAAAAACUGUCCAGGCUCAUGUCAUCCUACUUCAGACCUGAUCUUAACUUUGAGACGGCUUCAGAGAAAGAAUUAGAGGUGUACACGUUGAUAAAAAGCUGCUGGGAUGAGGACCCAGAAAAAAGACCUGACUUUAAGAAAGUGGAAAUUUAUCUGGGGAAAAUCAUCAGUAAAAUCCAUAAUCAGGAAAAUGAGAGCUACUUGGAUAACAUGAUCAGACGGCUGCAGAUGUAUUCCAGAAACCUGGAGUACCUGGUGGAGGAGAGAACGGCCCUCUACAAAGCUGAGAGGGAUCGAGCUGACAAUCUUAACUUUAUGCUGCUGCCUGGCCCGGUGGUUAAAAGCCUGAAGGAGACCGGGGCUGUGGAGCCAGAGCUGUACGAUGAAGUUACAAUAUAUUUCAGUGACAUAGUUGGCUUCACCACUCUGUGCCAGUACAGCACGCCGAUGGAAGUUGUGGACAUGCUUAACGACAUCUACAAGGGGUUUGACAGCAUCGUCGACCACCACGAUGUGUACAAGGUGGAGACAAUAGGGGAUGCCUACAUGGUUGCUUCUGGUCUUCCAAAGAGAAAUGGGAACAGGCAUGCAGUGGAUAUUUGCCGCAUGGCGCUGGACAUCUUGGCAUUCAUGGGCACCUUCCAGCUCCGACAUCUUCCUGGUAUUCCUGUGUGGAUACGAAUCGGUGUACACUCAGGUCCCUGUGCGGCGGGCGUUGUGGGAAUAAAGAUGCCCAGAUAUUGUUUAUUCGGAGACACGGUCAACACAGCAUCUCGUAUGGAAUCUACAGGACACCCCCUGCGGAUCCAUGUCAGUCAGCCUACCAUAGAUAUCCUGGAGAGAACAAACUGCAAGUUUGAGUAUGAGAUGAGAGGGGAAACAUACCUGAAGGGUAAAGGCACAGAAACAACUUACUGGUUGACAGGUGAAACUGGUGAAGACUACGAUCUUCCUACUCCACCCACAACUGAAAACGUCCAGCGGCUUCAGCAGGACCUCGCCCACAUGAUCUUGACGUGUUUGGAGCGUCGCUCGCGAGGUUCCGUGCGAAGGAAGAAGCUGCCACCAAGUCAGAGCAAGGAGGACACCAGCGACCAGGGGUCAGAGGUCGAGUCUGAGAGCAGCCUUCCCGAGUACCUGCAUCUAGCCACUGUGGAUAACACACUCAGUACCUUCCUGUAGAGCAUGCUGUAACUAUUUGCCUGUUAU